This is a messenger RNA of Ruditapes philippinarum (Manila clam), 2127 nucleotides long. Its product is annotated as BTB/POZ domain-containing protein 3-like. NCBI's taxonomy places the organism in Eukaryota, Metazoa, Mollusca, Bivalvia, Venerida, Veneridae. Gene Ontology annotation, molecular function: protein binding. The transcript has 3 exons. Bases 171 to 1682 code for a protein of 503 amino acids. The record is from RefSeq and is a predicted model, not a curated record.
UGCAUGCACCAUUUCAAUAUAUUGUAUAUUUGUUUAAACGCAUUAGUUUCAAAUAAAGUGACGCAACAUAACUUGAAAUAUUAUUAUCUGUUCACAGAUUGAAGUAAAAAACUUGAAGUAAGCCCUGACAACCAUUGAAAGUUAAGGAUUACCAAGCAUACGGUACAAACAUGGAAGUUAUUACAACUGAACGUCCAUCUACGAGUGAAGCGGUGCCAGAUUGGCAGCUAAACAAGAACCUAGGUGGUUGUCUAAUAGAGUUGUAUGAGAGGAAUUUAUGGACAGAUGUAAAGUUCUGCUGUAAAGAUCAUGACGAAGGUGAGACAAUUCAUGCUCACAAGAUAGUUUUGGCGGCGAGAAGUCCUGUAUUCCAGCAAAUGUUUUUUGGUGCAUUUAAGCAGAAUAAAGAAGAGAUUGAUGCAGAGAAAAGAGUUUUCGAUCUUCUUCUGAGGUACAUAUAUAGUGAUACAGUUACACUUCAUGAAGACACAGCUUCUGAUUUGUUACAACUUGCUCAUAUGUAUCAAAUUCCCACGUUGGUAGAAUUAUGUGCAGAUUAUUUACAAACCAUCCUAACACCGGAAAAUGCAUGCGAGAUUCUACAACUCGCAAUCAUGUAUGAAAUAGCAAGUCUUACAGAGGCAUGUUGUCUUGUCAUCGAUAAAAAUGCGAUAUCUGUUCUUAAUUCAGAUAGGUUCAUGGAUUUGAGCAAAGACGCUUUGCAUAUGAUUUUGAAAGGAGACACGUUUUUUGCCAAUGAAGAGGAAAUAUUUCUGAAGGUUGAGGAGUGGGCUAAGCAACGUUUAGCAGAACAAAAAAUGCAACCCAGUGGCAACAACGUUCGAGAAUAUCUUGGAAAAUCGUUUUAUUAUCUCAGAGUUCCCACCAUGUCAUAUCAGUCAAUGAGAAGAUGCAUACAAGAUAAAGAUUAUUUUACACAAGAUGAAGAAAGUAAGAUCAAUGAUUUCAUUAGCAAAGUCAACACUGCUGUUGUGACGAGUAACUCCUCCGAGUCCCGGACUUCAAUUUAUGAAACGCUGACUUGGUUUACAGCAAGAGCAGAAACGGAACAGUACACAAGUCAUUCUCUUAAUUUUGACUUUGAUAUUGACCUUAAGAAAAGUGUGAAGUUAAUCAGUUUAAGCCUUUGCAAUAUUGACGUAUACAUUGAAUACGAGCAUUUUCUUGUUGGUUAUCAAAGACAAAGAAUCAUCAACUCCCAAAAAUCAUUAUCAGAUUUCUUUGAAGAAUACAACGAUGAAGUGAUCCACCUCUAUAAUCGUUCCUGGAAUCGCAGGAAGUUUGUCCAGAUAUGUACUGAGAAAAACGAAAUAGAUCUUGAAAAGAGCUCUUAUCCAGCAAUCCAUGGUAAAAUUCAUAUCCCAGAAUUGAACGUUACACAAACAUUUCAAUUUAAUCCGUUACAAACGUCUCAUGACGUAAUCAUAGAAAGACCAGUGAUAUUAAAGAAAAGAGUCGCACCAUACAGGGUCAAGUUGAGUUUGAAGUUCAAUUGUUGCCUACAAACAAAUAAUUUAUGCAAUAGACAUAUGCAAAUGCAGAUCUUCAAAAUGUCUGAAAACACCAAUAGCAUGAGAGAUAAUAUUGCAGUAUCUCCCGUACGUUCUACCCAUGGAUUGCUGAAAAGUAUCACGUUUCAGAUUGUUUCAAACCGCCAGUGAUAGUGACCUAAAUAGAAAGAAAGACCUUGAAUGUUGUAUAUAGACAAUUAAAAUUUUUAUACAUUAUUUAUACUUUUAUUGAUUGCGCUGACAUGAAACAAACAACACUCAAUAUUAAGCUUUACCUCCAAUGAAUUAAUUGUUCAAAUGUGCAUGAAUUUGUUUGUUUUAAUAUGAAUUUUUAAUUUUUAAAUAACGUUACAAUUUGUUUGUAGGAAAAGGAUAAGACACAAAAGAGUUUUAACGUUACAUAUGUAUUCUCACAGAAAAGCAAAAAAGGUAAGGGUUAGAAUGCAGCAUUCCAUACAUAGUUUAUUCCUUAUCUUAUAUUUUUAUAUUUUAAUAUAUUUAAAAAAUCCGUCCGUUGCCGAGUGGUUAAGAUCGUUGACUUCAAACCACUUGCCCCUCACCUCUGUGGGUUCGAAUCCCGACAGGGACUUUGGAU